Molecule: messenger RNA, 1624 nt
Organism: Linum trigynum
Lineage: Eukaryota; Viridiplantae; Streptophyta; Magnoliopsida; Malpighiales; Linaceae
Source: the annotation of a GenBank genome assembly
GGGCAAAUCGCCGUCGUGCGACGCCGGGUUCUGGCCCUGUGGGCUGGUAUGGCCUUUAAAUCACCUGGAUAUGGGGUUCUCCUCUUCCCAAUUGCAAUUGAUUCCCUGAUUUGGGAGGUGGUUACCUUUCUCCUGCAAGCACUUUCGAUGGCGGUGGUAGUGCACUUCGAUGAUGCCGAUAUUGCGGCUGGAGCAGAUAGGGAGGAGCAUUCACUGAUUGGGCGGUUGGUGGGGCUGCCACCGGCGUUGCCUUCGGUCAAGGCAACCCUGGCCCGUGUCUGGCGGCCCGACGGUGAAUUCACCCUCUCUCCGUUGGAAAUGGGUCUGACCCACAUCCUUUUCUCAUCGAAAACGGACAUGCAGAAGGUUGAAAAGGGAUCCCCAUGGAUAUUCCCAAAGUAUUUGCUUGUGGUGCGCUCUUGGGUUCCCCCCUCACCGACAGUUGCAGCCUCGCUGCUUUGGGCAUCGCUGGAGGUCCAGAUUUGGGGUGUGCCGUUCGAGUGCUUCACCGCCAAACUUGCGCAACGGUUAGGGUCUGCACUUGGGGAGACGGCUUCCCCAACUCUUCACCGUUCAGAUGUCUCUGGUGGACUAUAUAUCCGAGCCGAACCCGUACUUGAUUUGGCGGCGCCGCUUCCAGUCGAGAUCGAGGCUGGCCACGUUAUUCCGGCGAAAGGUACUUUUAUGGCCACGAUUAAAUAUGAACGCUUGCCUGUGUUUUGCUUCCUCUGUGGAAUUAUAGGGCAUAUCGGCGCCAAUUGUGCACGCAAGGCCGAACUAGAGGGUGGCUCACCUCGCUAUGGGGGGUUCACGGUGUCGAAGGAAUCGGGACCGGAGAUUACGGAGAAUAUGCUGUCUCGGCGAAAGAAGCGGUUCACUUGGUUGAGGGCGAUGUCUCAAAAGCCUUCUUCCUCCAAGGUGGCUGGCGGGUUUAGGAUCCCACGUCCUCCAGCAGACAACAGGGUGUUGGUGGCACAGAUGGGGGAUCAGUUGGGACACUCCUGGGAGGAUACUCAGCGGCCACGUCCGGGACGGGUAGGGGAGCGGCUGCAACUGCUCUCCUUGACUGUUGAACCGGCUCCUGUGUCUGAUGUGCAUCCGGCUAAUACUGAAGUGGACGAAGGGAUGAUAGAUGCGGAUAACACCAUCCCCUCUCCCCCAGCAGCGAAGAGGGCCAAGCACGACAACAUGUCUCUGGAAUCAAAAUCAAGGGUGGAGGCAGCCAGCCCGGACUGGUCCCAUGGUGAUCCAUGAGUAUCCUAGCUUGGAAUUGUCGAGGAAUCGGCUCCUCCUUGACAAUUCCAACUCUUGGUGGAGCCACGGGUCGCUUUCGGCCUCAUAUUGUCCUCCUCAGUGAGACCAGACGCGAUGAGGAAUAUGUUAAAGGGAGAUUGGCAACAUUGGGAUUUAGUAACUGUAGGUGUCAUGUCUCUGCUAGUGGUAGGGGGGAUUUGGCUGUUGCUUGGUCCUCUAGCACCAUAUGUACAGUGCAUUAUCUUUCAGGAUUUCUUAGUGUUCUUGAAUGUACAGUUGUAGGAGCAGGGUCCUUUGUUUUAUUAUUUGUGCAUUUGUCUUGCGAUGCUUCUACUAGGCAGGAGCAACUUAAUGAAACUGCAGAGUUUGU